Molecule: messenger RNA, 1245 nt
Organism: Neurospora hispaniola
Lineage: Eukaryota; Fungi; Ascomycota; Sordariomycetes; Sordariales; Sordariaceae
Exons: 2
Coding region: 1-1245 (414 amino acids)
Source: RefSeq, a predicted model, not a curated record
AUGUCACUAUACGACUUUUAUAUGUAUCUCAAGUACAUUGAGUAUUCAUCUGAGAAUCUUGAGUUCUAUAUCUGGUUUAAGAACUACGAAGAGUCCUACCACAAAGGGUUCGCUUCCCGUCACGACAAGGGCUCUCAUGAUCUGGUCAAGACGGCAUCGGAAAGCGGAAGCGUAUCGUCGUCUGUCUUCAAGAAGAGCCAUUAUCAACCCAGCGAUGGCGAGGGAGACGGGGACUUGGAGCCGGUCACCACAGCGAGAGAAACCCUCCAUCGUAUCUCGAUGCUAAUCACCGCCUCUGCCUCAUGCACCAGCAGCGUCGCCCACCCAUCCUACCGCCCAUGUGGUCCCUGCGCCCCAUCAUCCAACGCCAUAUUUCCGACGGCAACCUUCUUCAACAACUUCAACAACAGCCAAAUCGCCGUCCUCGCGAGCGACCCGACCCCCGACCCCGCCGACCCGGCCAACAAGUCCACCACCCUCGGCCUUCUCGCCCCUCAACCCGGUCCCAUCCCGCCUUCCGAAAUCCAAACCAUCAUCACUCUCUUUCUCCUGCCAUCGUCGUCAAAAGAACUCAACAUACCCAUGUCCCUCCGUCGCUCCGCGCUCGACGGAUUGGCUGCUACUCCCCAGGGCACGCUGCCGGACCCGAACGUCCUCAGACCGAUCGCUGAUCACGUCUACUAUUUGCUACGCUCGUGUUCGCACCGCAAUUUCGUCAGGUUGGGGGUGAGCAACGGGACGUUUGAGACGAUAUGCUUUGCGACCGUUCUGGGUUUCGUGUCGCUGGCCUUGGGAUACCUGGUGGUUCUGGUGAGGGCAUUCACGGAAGGCAGAGGUGCAAGGAGCAGGUGGGAGAGUUUCGACGGGUUUGGCUUCUGGAUGGUGGGGAUGAGUUUGGUGUUAUGCGGGCUGCGGGGCAGUUGUUUCUUUCUGUUGCUGUUCUCGAGGAGGCAGAGGUUGCCGUGGGAGAGGUUGAAUGAUGGGGAAAAGGUAGAAGGGGUACAUAUGUGUGGUGGUCAGGAAGGAAAUGAAGACGAGAUGGAGACAAAGAGAUGGUCUGUAAGACAAAGGGUAGGCAGGAUGAUGAUGUUCGAUAAGAGAUUGAAGGUGCAGGAACGCAGUCUGCGGAGAUUGCAGAGGAAGAUUGUGAUGCAGAGUAUGGUGGGUGGAACGAUCUUCUCGGCCUUGUCAGCUGUGGUCUUCCUAUUGCUUCCGAUAUGGAAGGAGACGGUUUGUGAUGACUGA